Molecule: messenger RNA, 1377 nt
Organism: Penicillium alfredii
Lineage: Eukaryota; Fungi; Ascomycota; Eurotiomycetes; Eurotiales; Aspergillaceae
Product: serine/threonine-protein kinase
Exons: 2
Coding region: 1-1377 (458 amino acids)
Biological process (GO): protein phosphorylation; intracellular signal transduction
Molecular function (GO): ATP binding; protein serine/threonine kinase activity
Source: RefSeq, a predicted model, not a curated record
AUGUUCUCGAAACUUGCAGGACAAAUGGCUGGCCAUGGUCGCCCUCCCUCAUCGCCUCACUUCAAGUGGGUCGGUGGGUCUGGGCCCUCACCAUGUUUCAUCCGACCAUGUUGCCUACGCCCCCCCCCCCCCUCGCCGACGCCCCAUUAUGCCCCCGAGGAUCGCCUGGGAUUUAUCUUGGCCAACCGGCUGGAGCUCACCGGCAUUCUAGGAGUCGGCGCGUAUGGAGUCGUUUACACUGCCGUGGACAUCCACACGCACGCCCUGUAUGCCGUCAAGGCCCUCAACAAGACCGGACUAGAUCCCCGCCAGCUUCGAUAUCAACAACGUGAGAUCCGUCUCCACCAUCUGGCCUCGCAACAUCCCAACGUGGUUUCCCUGGUUCGCAUUAUGGAUUCCGUGGAUUGCACCUACGUCGUCAUGGAAUUCUGCCCGGAGGGAGACCUGUUCUCUAGCAUCACCGACAAGGGCCACUUUGUCGGUAAUGACCCCCUGGUCAAGCGCGUGUUCCUUCAGCUCCUGGAUGCCGUGCAGUUCUGCCAUUCCGUCGGGAUCUACCACCGGGACCUGAAGCCCGAGAACGUGCUCGUAACAGACCAGGGCAUGACGGUCAAGCUUGCCGACUUUGGCCUGGCGACCACGGAUUACUUCACCUCGGACUUUGGUUGCGGGUCCACAUUCUACAUGUCGCCUGGUAAGGCAUACUCCCCCUCGAGUUUGGGUCUUGCGCCCCCCCGGCUAACGCUUCCUUCUCCAGAGUGUCAACAAUCCAACCCGCGCCCCAUGUCCUGCUAUGCGUCUGUCGCCAACGACGUCUGGAGCCUGGGUGUCAUGCUGGUCAAUCUGACGUGCGGUCGCAACCCCUGGAAGCGUGCCUCGCUGGAAGAUUCCACAUUCCGAGCAUACCUCAAGGAUCCCUUCUUUCUCAAGUCCAUCCUGCCCUUGUCCACGGAGAUGGUUUGUAUCCUGAGCCGCGUCUUCGAGCGCGACCCUAGCAAGCGGAUCACCAUCCCGGAGCUGCGCCGGUUGAUCCUGGAGUGCCCCCGCUUCACGGAGAACCCCAUGGCCCCUUGGGUGCCGGACCAGGUGUCCCCGGCCGACUUUGUGGCCCAGCCCCAGAUUCCCUUCUCGGGCCCCGUGGAGUCCCUGCAUGCUCAGCCCUCGGGUUCGUCCUCAGACUCGUCGCACUACUCGGAUUUCUCCGAGUCUGCCGUGUCCGAUGGGUCGGCCCUCACCGAGGACUACACCGACAUGAACACUUUGUCGCCUGUGGUGUCCCAGGUCCCGGACUGCAAGGUGGUGUUCCCUCACCCCAUCUGUGUGGACCACUCUAUCCCCGCGGAUGCUUUUAUCGGUCCGCCCAUUCCGGUCUGCUGA